Molecule: messenger RNA, 432 nt
Organism: Dictyostelium purpureum
Lineage: Eukaryota; Evosea; Eumycetozoa; Dictyosteliales; Dictyosteliaceae
Exons: 3
Source: RefSeq, a predicted model, not a curated record
AUGAACGGAUGUAAUCCAAACAAUCCAGCAAUAAAAAGAAUUUUAAGGGAAAUUCAAGAACUAAAAAAUGACACAAAUACAGAUUAUAAGGCCUAUCCUUUAGAGGAUAAUAUUUUUGAAUGGCAUUUUACUAUAAGAGGCCCUCAAGAUUCAGAUUUUAGUGGUGGUAUUUAUCAUGGUAGAAUUAUUCUUCCUUCAGACUAUCCAUUCAAACCACCUAAUUUUGUAUUAUUAACACCAAAUGGAAGAUUUGAAACAGAUGUAAAGAUUUGUUUAACUGUUUCAGCCCACCAUCCAGAGCAUUGGCAACCAUCAUGGAGCAUAAGAACUGUAUUAGUAGCAUUAAUUGGUUUUAUGCCAACCGAAGGAAAAGGUGCAAUAGGUGCAUUGGAUCUUUCGUCUGCAGAAAGAAAAGAUUUGGCAAAGAAAUCA